Messenger RNA from Talaromyces marneffei, 1365 nucleotides. RefSeq lists its product as uncharacterized. Gene Ontology annotation, molecular function: DNA binding; DNA-binding transcription factor activity, RNA polymerase II-specific; zinc ion binding. The coding region runs from base 1 to 1365 and encodes 454 amino acids. The record is from RefSeq and is a predicted model, not a curated record. NCBI's taxonomy places the organism in Eukaryota, Fungi, Ascomycota, Eurotiomycetes, Eurotiales, Trichocomaceae. Gene Ontology annotation, cellular component: nucleus. The transcript has a single exon. Gene Ontology annotation, biological process: regulation of DNA-templated transcription; aflatoxin biosynthetic process.
AUGGCCGACGCUCAGACAAAAGCGGCCGCUGUCCCCGGACGAGAAGAGCGCAUCAAGCUAAGGUCAGCCUGUGAUCGCUGCUCACUGAACAAGAUCAAAUGCAGCCAGGAUAAACCAGAGUGCCAGCGAUGCAAGACCAUUGGAGCCCAGUGUCAUUACAGUCGGUCGAUGCGAAUGGGCAAACCUCGCAAGUCAGCUAAGGCGAAGGCCAUGAUGAAUGCAAAAUUGCCAGGAAAGCCAGAUGUUAACUCUACGACUGAAAACUCGCUGCCAGGCAGUAUCAACAUCAACAGCAGCGAAAAUGUCGUAAUUCCAACCACAGAAAUUCCCUGGAACACCGAUUGGAGUUUUGACAGUCUUUUGGCCGCCCACGAUCACAUGGCAACAAAUCCUGUAGCCUCAGGCACCCCAGCCGUCGACCCAUUCCGUGGAUUGUUCGACCAGCACACGAACACCAACCAUGGCAAUAAUGGCAACAAUGGCAACGCUGUUGUCUCGACUACUGACCUCAUGAACGUUGAUACGCUUUCUGCCUACAGCAACCCUCCUAGCCAAUCGGACGAUGCUUUCUUGACUUUUCCUCAAUCACCAGUCGGUGUGCAGAAGCCAGUCAAGGACGAGCCCGAGAAUGUCUAUCUCUCGCCUAGUAGCUACUAUGCUCCUUCGUUUGAGUCGACACUUCUCUCGACCGGAUCAAGCCCUUUCGAGGAUUUGGGUCCGGCUUUGUUGUCGCAGCACAAUGCUCAUGACUGUACUCAUCUGGCCUUGGAGACCAUGACUUCAUUGUGCCUGCCGUCUACCGUGCAGCGAACCGCAGAAGGACAGCCACGCCCGACAAUUGAUCAAGUGCUCAAGAUCAACAGCGAGGCCAUGAAGAAUGUUUCCACCAUUCUCGCGUGCAGCUGCGCUAAGGACUCGUCCUUUCCUAUGCUUCUCAGCACCAUCUUUUCCAAAGCAUUGGCCUGGUACCGGGCCGCAGUCGAGUCGCGCGAUCUGCCAGACAGCAACAGCAACAGCGUCAAGGAGGAAGUCGUGCAUCGUCCCAUUAGCGUUGGUGGCUACGAACUGGAUGACGAAUCCAGCGAUUUGAUGAAGAUCCAAUUGGUUCUCAACCGAUUGCGCAUGAUGUCCAAGCCGAUCAAGCAGUACAUUGAAAUGUACUCAGGCUCAGCGUGUUGCCAUGGUCAACCCAUUUCGCCGCCCUCAACAGCCGGCAGUCCCACUGAUACCAAGACCUCGAAUGCCGCGUUUGCGGUCGGUCCAGUACAGAUGUACUCAACAAUGGGCAGUUUCAUUCAAGGAAACCUGAAAUCUACAAUUGAGGAAUUGCAGUCGAAACUUGUUUCGAUGGGUGGACAUCUUUGA